UGAACUGCAUAUUCUUCAUCUAUUUCUACCCUACAGGAAAACCCAUCAUGACAAACCACUCCUCUUUGGACAACACCAUGAGAUUCACUUCAUAUGGACCCUUUCGCCCAAUCAAUUACUUUUUUUUCACUCUCACUUUUCUUGUCUACCUCCUCUCAAUUUUUUGUAAUGUUUUUCUGAUGCUGGUGAUCUAUUUUGAAUCCAGCCUACACAAACCCAUGUACAUUUUUUUGUUCAACUUGGCAGUAAAUGGACUAAUAGGGAGCUCAACUGUUUGGCCAAAAAUCAUGGAAAACCUUCUUUCAGACACCCAGAAGAGCACAUUUCUAGCUUGUCUAGUUCAGGUCUUUUGGGGCUAUUUCUAUAUGUCCUCAGCUUACACCACUUUCUCAGUCAUGGCCUACGACCGAUACGUCUCCAUUUGCAAGCCUCUGCAGUACCACAGCAUCAUGACUCCUGGAAAAGUGAAAACACUGUUGAUUGUGGUCAACGUUGUUCCUAUGUCCACUUUAUCUAUCAUUGUGUAUCUCAUAUCCAGACUGCCGAUGUGCAAGUACACCACUCAGAACCUGUUCUGUGAUGUCAUGACACUCCUUAAUCAAUCCUGUGUGAAAAGUGCUCUGGUUAAUCUGUAUGCCACAUGCUUGUUGACAAGCUUAGUUGGUUUCCCUUGUAUUGUCGUGCUGCUCUCAUAUGCAGUGAUUCUCAAUGUGAGUCUGAAAGCCUCAAAAGAUGCACAAAAGAAAGCACUCAGCACAUGUUCUAGUCAUUUAAUCACCUUCAUUAAUUUUGGGGUGGCUACUCUUUUUUUUGCGAUUUACCACAGGUACACUACUUUUCUACCAGGAAAGGUUUAUAUAUUAAUAACUGCCGAUUGGUUUGCUUUCCCCCCUCUGUUGAAUCCAGUUAUAUAUGGGAUCAGAACACAGGAGAUCAGGAAAUGCUUUGUAAAAACAGUGAGAAAAAUUAGAUUUUCUGGGAACUUUUAGGGUAUUUACUGUUGAGUUCAGGUUACAAUCAUUUCCAGUUAAUGAAUGGAAGAUGAAUGAAUAUAAAAUGAUUUAUACUGAUUCCAAGCCAGAUAAUCUGCAGCAUCUUUCUGUUUUGGAGUGUAGUUUUGUCCCCAUUAGAUAGAAGUCUCCAACACACACACAAAGAAAAUGGUAAGGCUUUUUCUGGUGCUUCAGAAAGUAUCAUUUCCACCAGGAUCUAUGCAGUACAAAGUAUAAUUGUCACAUUACAAUAAAUUUAUUGCAAAUGAA
Molecule: messenger RNA, 1262 nt
Organism: Anguilla rostrata (American eel)
Lineage: Eukaryota; Metazoa; Chordata; Actinopteri; Anguilliformes; Anguillidae
Product: olfactory receptor 52L1-like
Exons: 1
Coding region: 48-989 (313 amino acids)
Biological process (GO): G protein-coupled receptor signaling pathway; detection of chemical stimulus involved in sensory perception of smell
Cellular component (GO): membrane
Molecular function (GO): G protein-coupled receptor activity; odorant binding; olfactory receptor activity
Source: RefSeq, a predicted model, not a curated record